AUGAUCCUGAUUGAGCCCCAAACGAACCAACGUUUUGGGGCAGAGUUGGUCCAACAUCAGUUCCCCUGCUCUGGCGUCUCAAGACAGCUGUGGCGCAAGAUCAAGACGCCUGAGGCAGAUAGCACAGAGAUCAACCCUCUAGAGAAAAAUGAACCAGGGUUACCAGACGCAAGGACACUGGACCCUCCUGAUCAGGGAUUCCCCGCUGUUACCGAUGACCAAUACAAUAAAAUCAGAAAGGCGUUCAUCGAGUCGCUAGACCCAGAUGCGGUCUGCGCGCUGGCAUCAAAACACAAUAACAGCAAAGCGUGCCAGGUUGUGAAAAAGGCGAGCGGUAGCUUUAAUGUCUGCUUUUUCGUCGAGUUUGACCUGGACGGUUCUAAGUGGAUCGUCAGGGUCCCAAUCGAACCCGCUCUCGACGAUCCCUGGGACAAGUUGCUGAGCGAAGUGACCACUAUGCAAUACCUCGAGUGCAACACCCAGAUUCCCGUCCCUCACAUCCGUGCUUAUGGGCGCGAUAUCACGUUAACUAAAAAUGGCACGGGAACGCAAAUGUUUACUAUCACUGAUCUCAUCCCGGGCGAACCGCUGGACAGAAAAUUCCUGAUCGAAGCCAAAGAAGAGCACCGAAGAAACUUCUACUCACAGCUAAUCGAUAGCUUGACUGAGCUCAGGAAGCUCGAGUUCCCUUCAAUAGGGUCCCUGAUGCCAAAUCCCGAUGGCAGCCCGCAUCCUGUUUUAGGCCCUGUCCUCUCCAUGUCCGCAGCCACGCUUCGGCAGCCGCCCCAGCCAGCGUUGACUUCUGCGAAGGAAUACAUGAAACACCGAUUCAGUCUCAUAUCGAGUUUCUUUUCGCCACCAGUCAGCGACCAUACCGUGGACGAAAUCAAGCAAGAGAUUUUCGCACUAGAUGGGCUGGAGCGUAUAUUUCAGCAAGUUAUCGAUCCUCGAUUUGACGAUGGCCCCUUCGUGCUGAACCAUCUCGACCUACGAAGUGCAAACAUCAUCGUGGACGAAAGCCUCCGGAUUCAAGGCAUAAUUGACUGGGAGUUUGCAACUACUGUUCCACUGCAAAUGUUCGCACCACCGUCAUGGAUUACUGGCCAUGAUUCGAUCGAGACGGAUAAGCAGAUGCACAUCGAAUUUCGCGACGUCCUCGAUGAGAAGAGUAAGGCCCAUAGCGUCUAUGACCAGCUGAAAAGGGAAUGGUAUGAAUGCUCGGGUUCUUCUAGCGAGUUGGGUAUUGAUAAAACGGAUAUGGCCUUUUGCGUUGCUCAUGUGCUGCGCCGUCCCGCCAACGCCACCGACAUAUUCUGUGACUUUUUCGCCCAGAAGCUUUCAGAGAAGCAUCUCGAUGAUAUAAUGUCUGAUUUCUUUGACAGAAAUCAAGAACUUGCAUCGGAAGCGCAGCGACGGGCAGAGCACUGCGAGCGCUACACCCAAUAUUUGAAGGAAAAUGGCCUGUAUGAGACCGAGUCAGACAAGUUACUUGCUGCGUCAAAGGCAUUAAAGGAAAAAUGGGGUUGGUCAUAG
Molecule: messenger RNA, 1533 nt
Organism: Scedosporium apiospermum
Lineage: Eukaryota; Fungi; Ascomycota; Sordariomycetes; Microascales; Microascaceae
Exons: 3
Coding region: 1-1533 (510 amino acids)
Source: RefSeq, a predicted model, not a curated record